AUGGCAGGGACAGAGAUUUCUGAACCAGAGAACACAGAGGGCAGCGCAUGUCCCAGCGUACAAGAGCUCGAGCAGCUCCUACAGACCGGGCGGGUUUCCUGCAACCACGUGGAUGAAGUCUGGCCAAACCUCUUCAUUGGAGAUGUAGCUACGGCAAAUAACCGAUUUGAGCUGUGGAAAAUGGGUAUCACCCACGUCUUGAAUGCAGCCCACGGUGGGAUGUACUGCCAAGGGGGAGCCGACUUCUAUGGCAGCAGAGUUCACUACUUUGGAGUGCCCGCCAGUGACCUCCCCAGCUUUGACAUCAGUGUCUACUUCUCUUCUGCUGCGGAAUUCAUCCAUGGAGCCCUGAGCACGCCUGGAGCGAAGGUCCUGGUGCACUGCGUGGUGGGGAUGAGCCGCUCAGCCACCCUGGUUCUGGCCUACCUCAUGAUUCAGCACCGGCUCUCCCUGGUCCAGGCCAUCGACACUGUGAAGGAACGCCGCUGGAUAUUCCCCAACCCCGGCUUCCUCCGGCAGCUGCGUGAGCUCGAUGGGCAACUCCGGCACCCAAAAGACCAGUGACCAGACCCUCCGAGGGAUGGGGUGGCCACAUUCGGCUCUCAAUCUUUGCUCGGUGGCACGGAAGUUUGUUGUCAAGCUGCAGCAAGAGUGAGGGAAACGUCUAUGAAGGCCACACCAGGCUGGGGGGUUCACCACUGUUGCGACUUGGGAAGGUGAACCUGAGGUCCCAGACCACAUGCCCAGGCUGGGCGAGAUGAGGGCAAGAGCGGAGACUGAGUCCCUAGGGGGUGAGAAGUGAGACUGCAAUUCCAGAUUAAGGCAUCAUGGGCAAACUGCCCAUUCUAAACAUCCCCUAUCCUUCCCUCCCGAUGGUCAGUCGUGAUCGAAGCUAAACCCAUCAGAGUCCCCUCUUGUUAUGUUUUUGGUUUUAGGAAACCCUAAGACUACCUAUGUAGAGACAAUCGGAACCAAGAGCCACUGAGGUUGAAUGGGUUUUUGGUUUGGCCUUGUUAGGGUUUCGUUCUUCUAUAUUCACAAGUCUCUCACCUCACCGUAGAUAAAUCAAAGACAAAAGUAAUAAAAAUAAAAGAGAAGAUCCA
Molecule: messenger RNA, 1103 nt
Organism: Ornithorhynchus anatinus (platypus)
Lineage: Eukaryota; Metazoa; Chordata; Mammalia; Monotremata; Ornithorhynchidae
Gene: DUSP13B
Product: dual specificity phosphatase 13
Exons: 3
Coding region: 1-564 (187 amino acids)
Biological process (GO): negative regulation of MAPK cascade; protein dephosphorylation
Cellular component (GO): cytoplasm
Molecular function (GO): MAP kinase phosphatase activity; protein tyrosine/serine/threonine phosphatase activity
Source: RefSeq, a predicted model, not a curated record